CUUGGAGGAGCAGACAGUGCUGCUGAAGGUGUUCAGCCUGCCCUGGGUGCUGGCACUGGGGUCCUUCCUGCUGCAGGAGAAGGGGCAAGUGAAGGGGUUGGUGAUGUGGGGUCCACAGGGCAGUCCCAGGCUCCUACUGGAAUGGGACCAGCUGGUUCAGAAAGCCUUGAUGGAGAAACAGGAGGUGUGUUGCAGUCUGCAUCUUCUUCCUCGUCUACAGAGGGGUCUUCAUCACCUGGGAGGACAGGUGAGGCUGCUGCUGAAUCAGGCCUUCCUGGAGCUGCUGGUGGCUUGAACACAGGCUUGCAGGCUGCUGGCCCUCAAGAAGCCUCUGAGUCUGCCCCUGGCACCCAAAGUGGUGCCAAUACUGAACUUUCCAAUGGAAAACUGAGCCCAGUCAAUGUGGUGGAGGUGCCUGGAGGAGCCUCGGUGAAUGGGGGACCUUCCCCUGGUGCCAGCCUGGUCCCAGUGGCUCCAGACAACAGCGGUGUUUCCAGUGGCAUGACCACCUCCGUGGCUGGUUCUCUGCUUCUCCCUGGACAGGGGCUGAGCUCGGGGCUGGCACCCAAUGGGGGCCCCGACUCUGCACCAAGCACCCAGAGUGGGAGCAGCCCCCUGCUGCCAGGGCCACCAGGUGGGCUGCCAGAAGAAGCUGGAAGUUCUCAGUCGUGGUCUCUUGAAGAUGAGGUGGCCUCAGGCAUGCCAGCACCUUUGGGAGGAGCAUCCCCUCAUGCUCCCAUGUCCCCCAACGCCGCCCCAGUGCCACCUUCUGCUCCACAGAGAGGAGUGUCUGCCAGCCCUGGGCUUUCGGCACGUGAGUCGGUAGUGGGGUCCUCUGCAGGGGGAAAGGGAGAGCUGGGGGCUGCUGUGCCAGGGGGGCCUGCCUUGCUGCUGCCUCCCCACCAGCCAGGAAGCCCCGGAGCCCCCUCUGGGGAUGCCAACAGCCCUGUUCCUGGAGAAGGGAGUGCUGUGCUCCAUGGAACUGUGACAGGGCAAGGGGAUGUAAUCCCUCUCCUUCCUGGGGCACAUCUGGAGACUCACUCCCCACCUGGGGGGAGCCCAAGGCUCCCUGGCCUUCCUCCCUCUGGUAUCACUGCUGGCAGUCCAGGAGCAAAAAUCCCGGGGCCAGGACCUGCUGGUGGCUCAUCACCUGCUGCCCUGCAACCGUCCCUGGGCAGGCAGCCGACCACCAGCCUGGCAAACAGAGCCCCUGCCACCUCUGGGUCAAGCUUUUCUGGAGCCUUCCCAGGCCGGGGGGGACCCCAGGGCAGAUCCCCAGCCCCUGCACGCCCAGCCACCUCCUGCAGCCCGGCCCCCGCCGGCCCAGCCCCAGCAGCCCCCCUGCCCAGAGGCAGGGAGCUGCUUCCCAGGCCAGGAGCAGCCUCUGUCACCUCCCGCGCGUCGUCCCCCGUGGUUCCAGCUCCACCAGCAGUGCCAGCGCCUGCCCCAGCCCUGCUGCCCAGCCCUGCAGAUCCAGCUGUGCCCCUCUAUGGGUACGGAGCAAGAGAAAAUGAUCAGGAGUAUGUGGAAAGGAGAGUGGAUUUUAAUUCUCCACUUUUCAAGCCCGAGACUGGAUUCCCAUUUGGGAAAACCUUGCGCAGCUCUCUCUACUUCACAGACAAUGGACAGAUCAUUUUCCCAGCCUCGGACAACAACAUCCCCACGUACCCCAGCCCUCCUCCCAGUGGCUUCAAUGGCCACGAAGAGGUCCCCAUGAUCGCCGUAUUUUGGGACGACGCUGACUUCUCCAGAGGUGUUGGCACCACCUUUUACCAGGAGUUCUCCACCCUCAACACGGCCAAGCCGCCGUUCGUCCGUGACGUGGAAGCCAAGAUCCGGCGGUACCUGAGGUCCUCCUACUCUGCAGUCUGGACCCUGAAAAUCACCUGGGAGAGGGCUCCUGUCCAUGCAGCAAGGACUGACACCCGCAAGACAAUCACGUACCAGGCUGUCCUGACCACUGAUGGCUUCAGGUCCUACAUCCUGAUGCUGUACCAGGACGGAGGCAUGCAGUGGGAUUACACCAGGCUCACUUCCCCCAAUGUGCUCAUCGGCUACACCAGUGGGGAUGGCUUUUACCACAACGAUGACCUGACUAAGAGACCUCCAGCUGCUAAAUACCGCCCUGACCAGUUCAGGGGCUACAACACAGACCUCCGUGGGUUGUGGAUUUACAAGCUGGAGAGCCGCGUGGGCAUCAACUACCGGCUGAAGUGCCUGGCAUGGACAGGGCGGCAGCAGGAGCCCCAGGCAUGGAGCCACGGCCUGCCCACCUGCCCCUGCUCCCUGCAGCAAGGGCAGCAGGACCCACGCUUCAAGAGCAGCUAUGGAGGCAGGUGGGGUGCCCGUGUCUCCAUGCUGCACUCGGCCUCCCCCAACCAGCACGGCGCCGGCGUGCGCUGCCUGUACGACAGCCAGAGCCAGCUCAUCGAGGGGCGCCAGGAGAGGUACUGGAGGAACUCCAGGCAGGCCUCACCCUACCGUGACCAGGAGCUGAAGCUGUAUGACUGGUGCUGCAAUCGGGCGGGCAGUGCCCACCUCUGCGCCCGCUACAGCGAGAAGAGGCCCAAGAUUGGCUGUGAUGGAUACCAGUCAGCCAGCACGGAUUCCUUGGAGGAGGCAGAGUCUGACUCAGAUGAGCAGAUAGAUGGAGAGGACAAGUAACUGGGAGGUUGCACACCUGCAGCACGUUCUGGGCCACGGCUGAUCCUCCAAGCCCUUUGAUCUGCUCUUCCCUCGUGUUCCCCCACAGAACCCAUCACCCCUGCCCACCACGCAGGGCAGCUCACUUGGCCAGUGCCUGCAGCUGCCUGCCCUGGCACAAGUUCACAUUUCUAACCCAGGCUUGUCCCAGGGAUUCAGUUGCUUUCAUUGUCCUUUCCCAAAUGCAGCUGGGGGGCAGAGCUGGUGGGGAGGUGGGCAGGUACCCCCCACUGCACACACCACCCUUGUCCUUCCCACAUCCCACUGUGCUCCCAUGCUGCAGGGUGAGGCUGGACCCCUCGGAAAGGGUUAAACACCACACCUGGGUUAACUGUGGCCAAGCCCUUAAAUACCAGGGUGCACCAGGCUUGUCCUGUGAGCCUGUCCUGUCUUGUCCCCCACUUCUGUUUCCCAGCCAUCCCUCCCUGAGUGGUCCCUGGGCCCUGUGCUCAGGAGAAGGGACAAUUCUCCAGAUCAAGCCAGAAUCAGAUCAAUACGUCUGCUGGGUGUGUGAGGGCAAAAUGCAACCCCAUGAUCAGAAAUGUUGGAUCAAAAAUAAUUUUUUGUGUGUAAGAGAGCAUCUUCCUUUCUAAAAAAAAAAAUAAAUCAUUGUCAAAUCUUGUUUGUUCAAUAA
Passer montanus (Eurasian tree sparrow) is the source of this 3337-nucleotide messenger RNA. Its product is annotated as mucin-4-like. Bases 142 to 2664 code for a protein of 840 amino acids. The transcript is spliced from 11 exons. The record is from RefSeq and is a predicted model, not a curated record. Gene Ontology annotation, biological process: cell-matrix adhesion. NCBI's taxonomy places the organism in Eukaryota, Metazoa, Chordata, Aves, Passeriformes, Passeridae.